Molecule: messenger RNA, 1300 nt
Organism: Dimorphilus gyrociliatus
Lineage: Eukaryota; Metazoa; Annelida; Polychaeta; Dinophilidae
Source: the annotation of a GenBank genome assembly
GCACCACUAAUCCGCCAUUUUCUUGCACGGUUUGAUUGCAUUUUGUAGAGUCAGUUGAUAUCCAUGGAUAUCUAGUAAUUUCAUUAACAUGAACAGCAUAUACGGCGUGCAAAUUAACAAUAGGUACGCGUCGUUUGAGGAUAAUGAGGAGGCGGAUCCAAGCGAGCUACUAAAACAAGUAGAAUGUAAAAAUAAAGCAGAGAAGGAGGCAAAAAAGGUUCCGAAGACUAAUACCAAAGUCGAGAGGCCAAAGACGGCCAAAAAAUCGACAGAGGUAACUACUAAUCAAAAGAACAAGACAGGCGAAGAAAGAAAAGAGAAAACUUCGGAAAAAGAAUUGGCAAAUCGUGACGAAAAUCGUCCGAAGAAGGCCAGAGAUGAAAACGAAAAGAUUUCUCGUGAGAAUCGUUCUCCAAAAGAGAAUAAAUUUUCAGCGGGAAAAACACGUGGAACAGACAUGGCAAAUCGGCCAAGACGAGGAGGCGGUCCUGUAAGAAACAAGGACGAUGGAUUUGGCGGAAAAUUUGAAGUAUUUGGCGAAAAACAAGCUAACGAUCACGAAAAUAAGUCUCGACCUGCAAGAGGAAGAGGCAGAGGUACCAGAGGUACUUUUGCUGGAAGAGAAGGAAAGCGGGUUUUUGACCGACAUUCUGGAUCAGACAAGACCGGUAUUAAACAUCAGGACAAGAAACAAGGCGGUGGACGAGCCAACUGGGGAAGUACAAAUGAUCAAAUCGAUGCAUCUUUAACAGAAGAGAAACAGGAAAUGAAUACUUCAACCGAUGAACCCGAAAAUCAGGACCCAAAUGUCUCGAAGGAAGAAAUCAAAGACGAAUCGGUACCGACUGAACCUGAAGUUAAACAAAUGACACUGGACGAAUAUAGGAAAAUGCAAAAGGACAAACAACCGAAAAAGGACUUCAACAUCCGCAAGGCUGGCGAAGGUGUUGACGAAAGACAAUGGAAAGAUACAUUUCAAUUAGCGAAGAAGAAAGACGACAAAAAGGAUGGCGAAGAAGACGACGAGGACGAUGAAGAUUACGAUGAGGCCAAGGAAGGAAAGAAAAAGAAAACACUAAAUAUUGAAAUUACGUACCGGGAUGAUAGACGUGGAGGCAGAGGACGAGGUAGAGGACCAGGUGACCGUGGUAGAAGAGAAGUCGGAGCAGGAUCGGGAGCAGGCGGAAGACCGGGAAGAUCUUUUGGAAGUGGCGGACGAGGUGGUCCAGGCAAAAAAGUAAGGGCACCUAAUGUCAGAAAUGAGGACGACUUCCCUGCUCUUCCCGUUAGAGUUCAAUAA